AUGGAUGACCUUUACGACGAGUUCGGUAACUUCAUUGGCGAGGAGGCCGGAUCAGACGAGGCUUCUGAGGCGGGCGUUGAGGCGGGCGACUACAUCUACGACGAUGAGCCAGAAGAGGCCCCUGGUGUGACGGGUCAGGAGCUCAUGGAGCUUGAUGAUGGACCAUCCAACUCGAUCGUUCUUCACGAAGACAAACAGUACUAUCCGACCGCCGAGCAGGUAUACGGAGCCGAUGUCGAAACACGAGUCGAAGAAGAGGAUGCCCAGCCUCUAACCCAACCCAUCAUCGCGCCGAUUGAGCAAAAGAAGUUCAACAUCGAGGAAGCCGAUCUUCCACCCGUCUUCUUCGAUCGCGAGUUCAUGGCGGAUUUGAUGAACUUCCCCGAACAGACGCGAAACGUAGCAUUGGCAGGACAUUUGCACCAUGGAAAGACAGCGUUUAUGGAUAUGCUGGUUCUCGAGACACACGAUAUCACAGAUCGAUUGGAGCGGAGGGUAGGCAAGAACCGCGACGAGCAGUUGAGAUAUACAGACAUACACAUCUUAGAGAGGGAAAGAGGAUUGUCUAUCAAGGCUGCGCCAAUGAGUCUGGUGCUACCCAGCACCAAGGGCAAAUCGCACCUCGUCAACCUGAUCGAUACUCCUGGCCAUGUCAACUUUGUCGAUGAGGUUGCUGCCUCAUUCCGACUGGUCGACGGUGUUUGCCUGGUUGUGGAUGUUGUCGAGGGUGUCCAGAUCAACACGGAGCAGAUCAUCAAGCAUGCUGUGCUAGAGGACAUUCCUUUAACGCUGAUUAUCAAUAAGAUGGACCGCCUCAUCCUCGAGCUCAAGCUACCGCCCAAGGACGCAUACUUCAAGCUCAAGCACGUUGUCGAAGAGGUCAACACCAUCAUCACAAACACAGCUCCUACCAAGGCUGCCUCGAAGCGGAUAAGUCCCGAGAAGGGCAACGUCCUCUUCGCAUGCACAGAUAUGGGAUGGUGUUUUACACUACCGAGCUUCGCCAAAAUGUACACUGAUACCUUUGGUGACAUCAAUGCGGACGAAUUUGCGAAGCGAUUAUGGGGUGACAUUUAUUAUAACCCCAAAAAGCGAAACUUUUCACGAAAGCCUCUGGACGAGCGUUCAGCUCGCUCGUUUGUUCACUUCGUUCUUGAACCUAUCUACAAGAUCUUCACGCACUCUAUCAGCGAUAGCCCUGAGCAACUGCGGCCAGUCCUGGCCUCAUUGGGUAUCGAGCUCAAGCCUUCUCAAUACAAGGCUGAUGCCAAGGUGCUGCUGAAGCUAGUCUGUGAACAGUUCUUUGGUCCUUCAACUGGUUUUGUGGAUAUGAUUGUUACACACAUCCCCUCACCCAUUGAGACCGCUGAACGAUUACUGGAGAGAUAUUACACUGGACCCCUGGACACAAAGGUUGCCGCCUCCAUGCAAGCUUGUGACCAGAACGGUCCUUUGGUGGUUCAUAUCACCAAGCUUUUUAACACAGCAGACGCAAAGAGCUUUCACUCUUUUGGUCGAGUGCUGAGUGGCACAGUCCGACCAGGUAUGCAAGUCCGCGUCCUCGGUGAAGGCUACUCCUUGGAUGACGAAGAGGACAUGGCUAUGGCAAAUAUCUCUGAAGUCUUUAUUGGUGAGACAAGAUACAACAUUCCUACGGACGGUGUGCCAGCCGGAAACCUCGUAUUGUUGAGUGGUGUCGACAACUCUAUUGUCAAGUCAGCUACUAUUCUCCCUCCCAAACUCGAAGAUGAUGAGGACGCCUAUAUCUUCAAGCCCAUCACACAUUUCACAGAGUCCGUUCUUAAGGUCGCUGCUGAGCCCAUCAACCCCUCAGAACUCCCCAAGAUGCUUGACGGACUAAGAAGGGUUCAAAAGUCGUACCCGCUGAUCAAGACCAAGGUCGAAGAGUCAGGCGAACACGUCGUGCUCGGAACUGGAGAGCUAUACAUGGACUGUGUGAUGCACGACCUCCGUCGUUUGUAUGCAGAUAUGGACAUCAAGGUCUCCGAUCCUGUCACGCGGUUUUGCGAGACUGUCGUGGAGACGUCAGCAACCAAGUGCUACGCUAUCACCCCCAACAAGAAGAACAAGAUCACAAUGGUCGCUGAGCAGUUAGAAAAGGGCAUUUCGAAUGAUAUUGAGAGUGGUGCCGUGCGCAUCCGCGAUCCUAUUCGCAAGACUGCCAAAUUCUUUGAGGAAAAGCACGGCUGGGACAAGUUGGCUGCCCGCAGUAUCUGGGCGUUUGGUCCCGAAGAGACAGGUCCCAACAUCCUCCAAGAUGAUACUCUUCCCACAGAAGUGGACAAGAAAACGCUCAACGCAGUGAAGGAGUCGAUCCGACAAGGAUUCAGCUGGGCAACCCGUGAGGGACCCUUGUGUGAAGAACAACUGGGUAGUUCCCUGCGGAGCAGCCAUGAACUCUCCACUUCUGACUUCCGCUAUCUCCUGUUGGCUAUUUAUUACGUGGCUGGCAAACGACUUGGCGUCUCCAGGCGUGGGUGUUCGCAGGGUUUCAAUGGUGCCACUGGCCCGCUGAGCUGGGGUUGGAUCUGGACGGUACCGCAGAUAGAGCCGCUUGACCGCUUUGUCAGGCACUCAACAGAAAACGGUAGCCGACGAUCCCUCCCCCUGGCGGCAAAUAGACCAUACUCUGGUCCCUCGAUACGAAACACAAAGUUCAAGGUUACAGAUGUUCUUCUGGCCAACGAAGCCAUCUUCCGUGGAGGCGGCCAGAUUAUCCCCACUUCUCGACGAGCGUGUUAUUCGUCUUUCCUCAUGGCUUCACCCCGCCUCAUGGAGCCUGUUUAUUCGGUUUCUGUAACAGGUCCCGAGGACUCGUAUAUGGAAGUUUACAAUGUGCUAUCACGACGUCGCGGACAUGUUUUGUCUGACGGUCCCGUGGCAGGCACACCGCUGUAUCGCGUCAACGGCUUGCUGCCUGUCAUUGACAGUUUUGGGUUCGAGACUGACUUGCGAAUUAAGACUCAGGGCAGCUCUAUGGUGAGUCUUGUCUUUGACAGUUGGAGCAUUGUACCCGGUGAUCCUCUCGAUCGCGAGCAAAUCAUCCGUCCACUUCAACCUGCCUCUGCGCAAGCUACAGCCCGCGAUUUCGUUCUCAAGACACGAAAGCGCAAGGGUCUAAGCGAAGACGUCAGCGUCAAAACCUUCCUCGAGCCCGAGUUCUACCAAAACCUGAUGGAGAGCGGAAUGCUGGGGGAGAUGUGA
This is a messenger RNA of Fusarium sp. VM40, 3225 nucleotides long. The record is from the annotation of a GenBank genome assembly. NCBI's taxonomy places the organism in Eukaryota, Fungi, Ascomycota, Sordariomycetes, Hypocreales, Nectriaceae.